CACGGUAUGCCAGGUCCCACCCCCUCAGAGGCGGGGCUGAGGCUGAGCCCGGCCAGCCUCACUUCUCCAUCCCUCUGAGAACCCAGAUAGGGGCAGAGCUUGGGUAGGAGAGCCUGGCCCUGCUGUCCCCACCGGACGGAGGCACCAUGCCCUCAGUCCAUUUGUGCUCUUCAGCCAGGACACCAGACAUGGUCCAAACCCCUGCAGGGCUGACUGCAGCAACUCCCUGACACUCAGGAAGGCCCAGGCUGGGCAGGCAAUACCUGCUCCCGACAGCCAUGCAUGCCGGCUGCUGCUCCAAGACUCUCCUGUCUCCAGGACCAAGAUGAUGCCCAACAACACUGAGGAGGUGCCCAGCUCCAUUCCCAAGGGGGUUCUGGGGCUCUCCCUCGCCCUGGCAAGCCUCAUAGUCACCGCAAACCUGCUCCUGGCCCUGGGCAUCGCUUGGGACCGCCGCCUGCGCAGCCCACCUGCUGGCUGCUUCUUCCUGAGCCUGCUGCUGGCUGGGCUACUCACGGGUCUGGCGUUGCCCACGUUGCCAGGGCUGUGGAGCCAGAGUCACCGGGGUUACUGGUCCUGCCUCCUCCUCUACUUGGCUCCCAACUUCUCCUUCCUCUCUCUGCUCGCCAACCUCCUGCUGGUGCACAGGGAGCGCUACAUGGCAGUCCUGAGGCCCCUUCAGCCCCCUGGGAGCACACGGCUGGCCCUGCUCCUCACCUGGGCAGGCCCCCUGCUCUUUGCCAGUCUGCCUGCUCUGGGGUGGAACCACUGGACCCCUGGUGCCAAUUGCAGCUCCCAGGCUAUCUUCCCAGCCCCCUACCUCUACCUCGAAGUCUACGGGCUCCUGCUGCCCGCCGUGGGUGCUGCCGCCUUCCUCUCUGUCCGUGUGCUGGCCACUGCCCACCGCCAGCUGCAGGACAUACGGCGGCUGGAGCGGGCAGUGUGCCGCGAUGCACCCUCGGCCCUGGCCCGGGCCCUCACCUGGAGGCAGGCAAGGGCGCAGGCUGGAGCCAUGCUGCUCUUUGGGCUGUGCUGGGGGCCCUAUGUGGCCACGCUGCUCCUCUCAGUCCUGGCCUACGAGCAGCGCCCGCCGCUGGGGCCUGGAACUCUGUUGUCCCUCCUCUCCCUGGGAAGUGCCAGUGCAGCAGCUGUGCCUGUGGCCAUGGGGCUGGGCGACCAACGCUACACAGCCCCCUGGAGGGCAGCUGCCCAAAGGUGCCUGCAGAGCCUGUGGGGAAGAGCCUCCCGGGGCAGUCCCAGCCCUGGCACUGCCUAUCACGCAAGCAGCCAUAGCAGCGUCGACCUGGACUUGAACUAAAGGAAGGGCCUCUGCUGACUCCUACUAGAACAUCCGUCCAUCCCGGCCACCCAGCCUGUCUCCACGUCUCUACAUCAGAGCCCCUGCCUCUGUUUGGCCCCACACUGACUGAAUAAAAUUCCUCUGGCCGUUUA
This is a messenger RNA of Cebus imitator (Panamanian white-faced capuchin), 1452 nucleotides long. It is a transcript of the gene GPBAR1, whose product is annotated as G protein-coupled bile acid receptor 1. Gene Ontology annotation, cellular component: membrane. Bases 326 to 1318 code for a protein of 330 amino acids. Gene Ontology annotation, molecular function: G protein-coupled bile acid receptor activity. Gene Ontology annotation, biological process: G protein-coupled receptor signaling pathway. Lineage: Eukaryota; Metazoa; Chordata; Mammalia; Primates; Cebidae. The record is from RefSeq and is a predicted model, not a curated record. The transcript has 2 exons.